AUGGCUUCCUCCUCUCACAUUGCCCACGAUCACCAUAUGAACGAGCCGGCUAUGAAGCUGGACUCAUUUAUGUAUGACAACUCUGGCCUCACAUCCUACUCUGGCGAUUUCGUUGGUCUGGAUGAUAUCGACUUCAUUGGUUAUUUGGCGUUGGGACCUGGGCCGACUCUGUACCCUCUAUAUUGUCGACCGGCGCUACAUAAUGCUUUGAAAGUGCACAUUUCUCUAUAUGCUUAUGUGCUGACACCAGUCGUCCAUCGUUCGGCCUUGGAAACCGAUCAGGGCACAGAAGUUCCCAUCUACAUUAGUUCUUUUCAUGCUACGAAUGCGCAUUUAAAUUUGCCUGCGAGGUCCAUGAGGGUAGGUCCCGAUAACCAGUUCUAUGUUGUGUACGACUGUCUUGGUCCUGACAACUCCACCACUGUCGUCCAUCCCGCCCGGCAUCCUACUGGUCAUUACCCUUGGUCCAACAUUGACCUCGCAGUCCUUGCAGCCACAUCAGAUGCCUGCGACAGUAGUGGUGUUGCGAUCGUCCCUGGUUCUUCCACCCUCAUGACUUCGGACGACGUAACUGAAGCCGACAGUUUAAACGAUGCCUUCAUGUUGGAUGAGUCUUGCGGCGACGAACAUUCGACACCCGGAGACCCAACCAGUGCCCAUGCAUCCCAAGCAGCCACGUCGAACCCGCCGACUAUCUAUUCAUGGAUUUCAUACUCAGGCAACAUGUUAAGCACCGCUGCCAGUACCCACGCAAAUCGCAAAUCAACUGCCACUUCCAAGGGGAAAAAAGCGAAAAAAGUUGUUGUACCCGAAGGGGGCCUCAAGAGAGUCAUGAAUACUUAUCCGAAGUGGAAAUUGGCCCUUGCCUACCUCUGGGUUCUCCUACGGAUAGCAGUUUGCGUUGGUGAAAUCUCAAACCCCCACAAGCUCACUUUCGAAAAUCGGGCAGAAGCUAUUCGCAAUGUCUGGCCUCGGGCCCUCCUUCGGGCUAAUAUUAAUUCCUGCGAUUUGGAAGAGGUGUUGUCGCUUACCACUAAGACUGCUAUGUCUCAUGAUGAUGUAUUGAAACUCGCCAACCCAUCACUCUCAGAGUUUGUCUACGAUACCAAGCGCUUGGCGUCAUGCUCGAUCGGCCAUGCCCAGGCAGGCUUCAACCUUGACGACUUAGGUGCAGGCAUCUUAUUGCUCGACAUGAUUCAAAAUCUGCUCCAGCAGUUCAUCAGACCAAAAUCGAAUGUUCUGCCAAUUAGAGCAAACGGUUUUGCUUGGUUCCUCACCCACCAAAUUGCCAAAGAGAUUAUGUGGCACGUUAUUUUUCGUUCAACUAGCACACACGCUGUUCGACUGGUGUUGGCUGAUCUGGAGCCGACAACGUUUAGGAAUGUAGAUCACCCACCCUUUCCAACUAUGUCAUUUCUGGGGUCCAGUUGUUACGGUGCUCUCCUGCUGAAAUACGCAACCUUAACAAAAAUACCCGUCGAUCUACUACAAUAUCCACACCCGGCCCAGGUGUACGAAGAGCUCUGCGAGACGGCUGUCACACUUGUCAACGAGCGCGAUGACGAGGGUCACCCCGAGCUCAUGUUCAGCUUGGCCCAAUUGUGCAACAUUUUCCUUUCUUCUGCAGAUGUUCUAUCCGCCUUCCCUGCAUCUACAUCUGCCAUCGUCCACCACCAAACCUCUUUCACCUAUCAUCAAUCAUCCGUCAAACUUAUGACCCACACCCAAUCCUCCUCGUCUAUCUCUUCGACCCAAUGUCUUGUUCGUGUUCCUCGAAGCAUAAUGGCUGGUCCAUCAAGGCGACACAUACCUUCUAUUACCUCUGCUUUCCUUGCUGGUAUUGAUAUGACUCGUGCGGAGAACGAGACUGGCUCAUUCUUGAUCAACGGCCCGCCAGACGAAGCUGCAGCCAAGUUUCUCCGCCGAAUCUCCGAGUUCAAUCGCUUCCAAGGUCAGUACGCCAUUGCGUCCAAAUUAGGACGAGGUCGAAGUGCAUCAUCGCUUCCAAAAUUCUGGUAUUAUAGAGUCAAAGCAUUCAACGAUCCUUCUUUUUCUACGUCCCAGUCACCUUCGAAAACCCACUUCGUUGAAAUAGAACACGCCGAGAAUGCCUUGAGAUUUUGGCUCCAGAACUUCGGGGCAGAAAUUCUUCCACACUCCCUCUACACUACAGCUUCUGUGCUGUUUGAAUCGGUCGACCCACACGAUCUGAUAGCUCUCCUUGACAUAAGCAUCAGGGAAAUCGCCAUGCAGACGCAGCUCCAGCAAGAGGACAGUAACACGGUACUCUUUCUCCAAAGAGGGAGAUGCUUUAUGGAGGAGAGAAUGUAUCGAGCACAAAUGGAGGUUUCAUUAUUCAGUAAAGCUAUGGCAAACUUGUGCGAGAAACUGAACACUACAACUAAUUCAACUAAUUCGCCUCCAUCGCUUGCUCCAAAGCUCCCCCUGGACGCUGUCGACUAUGAAGGAGUAUGUCAAGAAUCUCCCUCAGUCAAAUUCGACUGUCCCAGAUGCAUCGAGGCCGUCCGAUCCAAAUGCAUGGCAUGGCUUUCCGCCUGCCGCGAGGCAUCGCUUCUGACAUCGUCACGUUUUCAUGACACUACAGCAGUUGGUAACAAAGCUAGCCGAGUACUUAUUGACCCCCCGCAACAUGUACACGAUUCUUGCCGCCAUGAAAACCUCUCAAAGCCGGGCAAUCCAAUUCUUCACCUACCUGGUUACUUGAAAUCCCGCGUUGAUGAUAUGGCACGUCGUGCAUACGUGAGCGCAUGCCUUGCGGAAAUCAACAGACCUCUAGGCACCGGUACCGGUAGCGAUAACAGUAACCACUUCAGAGCAGAGAGUAAAACACUGGACGAACUCAAGUAUGACUUCUGUAUUAUGUAUUUGAAGAAGCAACGCGCACAGUCCGAAGUGGACAUGUUUGCUGAAGCCAUAGCACGCACUGUUGAAGGCGCAUCUUCUGCCAGUGCUACGACGAUCGAACCACCUCUACUUGACGAUGAUUGGUUUGACGGUUGGAACUCAACCUCGUCCCUAUCUUCCGAUAUUUAUGCACUUCUGUGA
Messenger RNA from Suillus fuscotomentosus, 3066 nucleotides. RefSeq lists its product as uncharacterized. Lineage: Eukaryota; Fungi; Basidiomycota; Agaricomycetes; Boletales; Suillaceae. The record is from RefSeq and is a predicted model, not a curated record. Bases 1 to 3066 code for a protein of 1021 amino acids. The transcript has 19 exons.